Molecule: messenger RNA, 571 nt
Organism: Camellia sinensis
Lineage: Eukaryota; Viridiplantae; Streptophyta; Magnoliopsida; Ericales; Theaceae
Source: RefSeq, a predicted model, not a curated record
CUGUAGAAAUUAUACAUGCACCGGGAUAAUCAAUCUGGAACUGCUUAUCUUCGCUCCAGAUCUGAUCCUAACACCAGACACAACACAGGGUUAGGGGUUUUAUUUACAUAUUCAGAUCAGAUUAUGGGCCGUGGGGUCAGCAGUGGUGGGGGACAGAGUUCCCUUGAUUACCUUUUCGGAAGUGGAGAGGCUCCAAAAGCCACCCCAAAGAAUGCUGAAGCUCCUCAGAGUUCAGUACAGGUUGCAAGCAAUGAACCUUCUCAGAAGCCUGCGGCUGCUGCACCACCAGUAGAUGUUACUAAGCAGAUUCCAGCUGGUAUUCAAGGAAAUGCUGGAAACAACUAUUUUCGAGCUGAUGGACAGAAUACUGGAAACUUCAUCACGGAUCGGCCUUCAACUAAAGUCCACGCGGCCCCAGGUGGCGGAUCUUCCCUGGGCUACCUGUUUGGCAGUGGCAGCAGCAACUAAUGCUGUGUUCUUUGAAAGGAUAAAACAAUUGCUUACUGUUUGUUUGUCCAGGUUCCAUUUUAAGUUUGGGGAAAACAAUAUUUUCUUAUUCUUGUCACUGCAG